AUGUCUCGCAUGGAAUUAUAUUCUCCCGAAGGGCUUCGGAUUGAUGGAAGAAGGUGGAAUGAGUUGCGCCGUUUCGAGUGUCAGAUAAAUACGCAUCCACACUCCUCUGAUGGAUCAUCAUACGUCGAGCACGGCAACACCAAAGUCAUGUGUAUUGUUAAAGGUCCAAUGGAGCCACGUACGAGGGCCCAGCAAGACCAAGACAAUGCCACGCUAGAUAUCAACAUCAAUGUUGCCAGUUUCUCGACAUUGGAGAGGAAGAAGAGAAGCAAGAACGAAAAGCGCCUUAUUGAGCUCAAGACCACGCUUGAAAGAACCUUCGAGAAGAGUGUUCUAACGCAUCUAUACCCCAAAACACUUAUAGAAAUCAGUGUUCAAGUUCUCGCACAGGAUGGUGGCAUGUUGGCCACCAUUACCAACGCCAUCACUUUGGCUCUUAUAGAUGCUGGUAUUUCCAUCUAUGACUACGUAUCGGCCGUUACUGUUGGCCUUCAUGACCAAACCCCACUUCUAGACCUCAAUACAUUGGAAGAGGGAGAUGUCAGCAAUUUGACUGUCGGUGUUGUUGGAAAGAGUGAAAAGUUGGCCAUGUUACUCUUGGAAGAUAAGAUGCCAUUGGAUCAUUUGGAGUCCGUGCUAGGCAUAGCCAUUGCCGGUAGUCACAAGGUCAGGGAGUUGCUUGAUGAAGAGGUCAGGAGGCAUGGAAACAAAAGAUCAGCAAAGCUACAAGGUUAA
Candidozyma duobushaemuli is the source of this 735-nucleotide messenger RNA. RefSeq names its product exosome non-catalytic core subunit. The transcript has a single exon. Gene Ontology annotation, biological process: poly(A)-dependent snoRNA 3'-end processing; nuclear mRNA surveillance; U4 snRNA 3'-end processing. The record is from RefSeq and is a predicted model, not a curated record. The coding region runs from base 1 to 735 and encodes 244 amino acids. Gene Ontology annotation, cellular component: nuclear exosome (RNase complex); nucleolus; cytoplasmic exosome (RNase complex). NCBI's taxonomy places the organism in Eukaryota, Fungi, Ascomycota, Pichiomycetes, Serinales, Metschnikowiaceae.